This is a messenger RNA of Tricharina praecox, 861 nucleotides long. RefSeq lists its product as uncharacterized. Lineage: Eukaryota; Fungi; Ascomycota; Pezizomycetes; Pezizales; Pyronemataceae. The transcript has a single exon. The coding region runs from base 154 to 783 and encodes 209 amino acids. The record is from RefSeq and is a predicted model, not a curated record.
GUCUCCAUGGCCUUGCUCUAGCUGCCGUCGGCGUGCCAGUACGCACAUAUGUAGGUACCGGUAUGUAGGCACAUUCCUAAGUAUAUCUAUAGUUUGGUGAGGGGCAGGGAGGGAGGAAAAAAAACGACUGGUGUUGGUUCCUUCGGAGGCCGGAUGUCGAUGCUUCCGGUGCCGUCGAUACCGUAUCGCCCGGCGAAGAUCGAUCGGUGCGUGCUUACCAACCAACCAACCAACCAAGGAAGCGAAAACGUUAACCGCGUUAAAGUUGCAUGCGCAGCGAGCGAUGGAAGGGAAGGGGUCUUUUUGCCCAUCGCAGACCGGUACCAGGCUGUGGGACGUUAUACGAGCCGCCGAUGUGGUACCGGUGGGUCGGUACUGGAAAGCUCGGCGGGGAAGGGUACAUACAAACAUGGAUACUUGGUAUGUACCGUAUAUAAUGUACCGUAUAUGCUUAUCUUCGGCUCGAAUCCUGCACCAGCUGCGCCGCGGGGUGAGAAUACCGGUACCGAUCGAGGGGAGGGCUCGGGAAACUCUGGCAGGAACAAGAACGGGCGACCGAAGGCGGCCAAGCCUCACGACGGAUGCGAUUUCCUAUUCAUACGGUGGUUACUCCCCAAGCACGCAGCACGCAGCAGCAUCUUGCUCCCUUCUGCUCCCGCUCCCACUCCCGCCCGAGAUGGCAGUGGGAACCCAAACCUCGCGCUCAAACUUUUCCGCCCUGACAUGAUGCCGACACCCACCCAUCCAUCCAUCCAUGCCAGACUCUUUCCGACCGCGGAUUGAGUGCCCCGACCGACGAAUUCGACGACGAUGAGCAUGAAGCGAUAGAGAUCAAUCGAGCCUCGGUCCCUGGCCGGAGAA